CCUUUGAGUCAAUUACUCGAAAAAGAUAUUGCUUUUAAUUUUUCUGCUGAGUGCUUGCAGGCAUUUGAGACGUUGAAGAAAGCAUUGGUGAGUUCUCCAAUUUUGGUGGUCCCCGAUUGGUCUCAACCAUUUGAGAUCAUGUGUGAUGCGAGCGAUUUCGCUGUUGGAGCAAUGUUGGGCCAGCGACGUGAUAAGCUUUUCAGAGCCAUUUAUUAUGCGAGCAAGACACUUGAUGGAGCCCAACAAAAUUACACAACCACAGAAAAGGAGAUGUUGGCUGUUGUCUAUGCCUUUGACAAAUUCCGUGCUUAUUUGAUCGGCACCAAGACGAUAGUGCAUACGGACCACGCAGCAAUCAAGUAUCUAUUUGACAAGAAGGAUGCUAAGCCACGCUUGAUUCGGUGGAUUCUCUUACUACAAGAGUUUGAUGUUGAGAUUCGGGAUC
Messenger RNA from Striga hermonthica, 445 nucleotides. The record is from the annotation of a GenBank genome assembly. Lineage: Eukaryota; Viridiplantae; Streptophyta; Magnoliopsida; Lamiales; Orobanchaceae.